AUGCGGAGAACUACUGCAAAUGUUCCUGAAAUUUGGCGCGAACUUAAUUCACAUGCGAAUCACAAUGCGAACAACAUGCGAAUUUGUUUUGAACCGUUUGAACCUUCUGAUUGGAACUCUGGCAACUCAAAUCAAAGAAAAAUUCCUAAUAAACGAAUGAAAAAGAAAUUCCUCAAAGCAAAAAUAAAAUUUUAA
Messenger RNA from Clunio marinus, 195 nucleotides. NCBI's taxonomy places the organism in Eukaryota, Metazoa, Arthropoda, Insecta, Diptera, Chironomidae. The record is from the annotation of a GenBank genome assembly.